Messenger RNA from Porites evermanni, 18070 nucleotides. Lineage: Eukaryota; Metazoa; Cnidaria; Anthozoa; Scleractinia; Poritidae. The record is from the annotation of a GenBank genome assembly.
AUGAUCAUCACCCCUGAGGUUAGUCUACCUGUGCUCACGGAUCGAACGAAAUAUACAAUUUAAAUUCAAAUUAAAAUGGUUUUCGUAUAAUUUAACAAGCUCCAACACACUUUGCUGUAUUAGUUGAGCUAUAAUGAACAUGGGGAAAAGUACCGAAGUACCGAUUAUGAAUCAAUUCUUAGGAUGGCAGAUAUGAAUACCUUGGAACAUAGACGAAUAGAACAAUCCUUAAUGAUAUUUUUUAUAUGUUUCAAGGAGAAUGGUCCAGGCUAUGUAGCCAAUUUAUUCAAAACCCGAGUUACACCAUAUAAUCUUAGAAGCAAUGGUCUGAAUGUUGUUCAAACCUCAUAUAAUAGUAGAUUCCUUCAUGGUUCAUAUGCGUACACGAUCUCGCACAUCUGGAACCAGUUGCCAUCUGCUGUAAAAAACGCACCUAACGCAUCAUCCUUUCAGAGACUUUUAACUAAGUUAAAUUUUAUCGGCUGUCAAUGCAGCAAUUGCCUUUGACCCGAUUUAUUUUUAUAGAUAGAUGUCAUUUUUUUUUUUAAUUUAAGUAGUUGCUAUUGAGAUAUUAAUUAAUUAAUUUUUCUUUUAUAUUGUCAAACACUUUUAUCAUGAGCCCGAGGCUCGGGGGAUUGGGAGACCACCCCCUGUGUAUCUGACAUUAAAUAAAUUAUCUUAUCUUAUCUAACGAUGUUCAUGAUACGUUUCAUGUUUUGAAAAAAAAGCUGCGUUUUCCAUCAGACUACUGAUGGUGCUACAAUGACUUUCCCACCGUCUACCUAUUUUCAAUACCUUGUCGGAACAUUGAGUUCUGCACUAGUUACAAUUUGCAUGUGAAUUACUUUACUUCACUUAUAUUUACUUUAUUUUAAGUCUCGCCUGCGAAAUCAUCAAUCGAUCCUCUCCAAUAGGGUACCGUCCGUUGAAGCCACCCCUCUAGGUAAUCAGUAAGUACACACGUGUACCCCAUUUGAUAAACCUAUAAAGCUCUAUCUAUCGGUAUUUUUCGAACCCAGAGUAUUAAAUAUUGGCAAUUCGUGAUCUAUGACCAGCACUAACCUCAUUUGCUGUAAGCUGGUAUCGUUUCAAACCUCGUUAAUUUUUAGAAACAACUGUCCUAAAAAAUGAUGCACCAACGAUUUCAAAUGAUUAACUGUCAGACCUGUAGAUCGAGAUUUACAGUUUCGCUUUACGGUCUUCAAUAUGCAGGUAAACUUCACUGACAUGUUGUGCAAAAUAUUACUGUAAGACAAAGGACCUUUUAUGAACAGUCUACAUGAUUAAUCCCUAGCCAAUUGCAGUGACUAUUAAUGAACUGACGAGGAGAGCUUAACAAUGCAUCCAAAUUAGUCUAGGGAUAAAAGACUUAGUUUUAGUUUUUAACAAGGUUCGUGAUACUGCAUCAGUUCGAAAGUGAAGCACGAUAAUUUUGUUUAAAUUAGAUGGAACAUUAAGGUAAUAUAAGACCCACUGAUGUUACCUAUUUCCGCUUAUCACAACUUAGCAGUCCUGCAAGCAAGCUUUCCUUUUGAUCCAUUGGCGCAAUAAUUGCGCUAAACUAGCCGCUCGGGCGUCAAUUUACGUUUUAAAUUCAAGAGAUUUGAAGUCUUUUGAUUAUUAUAAGCCUCGAAUUUGAGGCUGUUUCGGUAAGUUUGGUUACCUUAGUUUAUGCCAUGGCAGCUAUAUAGACCCGCGAGUUCAGAUCAACUGAUCGGCGCAUAACGACAACUACAGAUUUUCCGAGUUAAGUAUCCGUAUGUCAUUCAACUUUCAAGUUCAAACACACUUGAGCUGAUAAAACAAGGAACUGUGGGAAUGGAUAACGGAUAAAAAUUCAACCACCACAGAGAGCAAUCCGUGGCUUUUACAUUUUAAUUACGUAUUGAAGAAACGUUAUAAUUACAUGCAUACAUACAUACACACAUACAUACAUAGAUACACUUUAUUACGACUCCUCUGUCGUAAUAUACAAUAAUAAAAUUACAAUGGGGCAAAAAUAUUUACAUCUGUUGCCACAAGAAAUAUUUACAUGAGUUUAUAUCUACAGUCAUAAAAACUUGAUUCAAUCUUAGAAGAGUUUCCAAGAAAGUGGGCGGCCACUUUCAUUUUAAACCUUGAGAUAUUGUUUAAGUUCCGAAUGUUUUCUGGGAGUAGGUUGUAUUCUUUUGCCCCACGAAAGGCGAAAGAGUUAUGACCAGUUGAUAAUCUGCAUUUAGAUAGAUUCAACAAUGACAUGUUUCUAGUGCUGCGUCCUGACAAACCAAAUAAAUCAUGAAAUAAACUACAAGUCGCAAGGCUAAUUCAGUAGAAAUCGUUAGUUCAUUUAAAUGAUUUGGCUCAUGAAUUUGGGCCAGUAACAAGAAGCUACAUUUCCAUUCGUUAGAACAUUCAUUAGUAGUAAACAAUAUAGGAAUACAAAGAAAUUAGAGUACGCUAAACAAUUUUCGGAAAACAAAGUUAUUCACAAAACCACAAAUAUUUGUAUUUAAAAGGUAAGCUCUUGAUUCAUCGUUUUCUGUGAUUAGCUCAAAAUGAUGCAGUAAAUUCUUUUCUUAAAUCAAACCCUUUUUUUUAUAAGUAUGGCAGGGAGUUCCACCAGGUCUAUGGAAAUGAAACGUAGAAAGAAAACGUUCGUAAACGUAUUCCUUUUUGUUCAAGGCUCCCACGGGGCUCUUGCAGAAUGUAUGCAACUUAGUAGUUUCCGCCAUAAACUAUGAAAUUGAGUUUACUGUACAUUAUUGUUGCUUCGCUUUCGCAGUUGAUCUUUUUAGAACUCGAGUGUAUAUUUUUACAAACAAAGACAACUAAGAGAAGACAGUAAUUCCCUUUUUAACUCCGUAAUUGACUGAUCCACUCUUAAGGUUGCAAAUACAUUAUAGGAUAAUUAUGAUAAUUGAUAACAUAGAAGCCGGCAGGAACGGAUCAAUUAAGGUUUCUGGGAAACUGCCCACCUACCCCUCCCCUAAGCUAACAUUAACACUCACUUCUCACUUAGGGCAAAAUGAUGGCUUAGGGGAGGGGUAGGUGGGCUGUACCCUGACCCGGGUAGUGAGGCAGCUGCUUGUAAGGUCUCUCCUGGAGUUUUCCUUACUGGACUUCAAAUAAUAUGUACAUGUUACAUAUACUAUUUUUUUGAACCAGUGUUUAUCGUUGUAAACACAGGUAGUUGUAAUAUGAAAUGAUUAGUAAAACUGUGGAAUUAGUGACCUUAUUAAAAUAUCACACAAAAGCUAUUCUAACCUUCAAAGUCAAAGUUUUCCGUACUGAACCUCCUAACCUCCGAAUAUAAGCCCCUCAAAAAGGGCCUUUAAAAGCCCUGGGGCUUAUUUUCGGAAGGUUACGGUAUUUAACUAAGAAAAACGUGCGCUAUUACUUUAUUCAGUAAUAAUCUAGUAACUGUAGAGUACCGCUUUUUAGCCCUUCUCGUAAGGGGUUUUAGACGGGCUUGGCAAAGGAAGCUGGGCUUGUAGUACUCGAGGAGCCUUAUAAGCGGAAUAGAAAAAGUGCUUCGAAACAAGCUCUAUCAGUGCUCAAAAAACUGAGAUUUGUGUUAACUUGUUAUUAAUUGAGCUUAAAAAGGUCACAACAAUUAGAAUUCAUUUCAAUAUAUUUGGAACAGGACAUAGGGGGUGGGGGGUUCUUACAUUCUGAGGCGUUUAUAAUAGGAUGCGUUUUUUGUUUACAGGCAGAUGGGCCUACAACGGGAGCAAUAUAAGCGACGGUUUACUGUAUACGCGCCGGGGAGCAUUCAACAUAAACUGCUGACUAUGGCCGGAUUUCAUUUACAAUCCGCUAUCGUUACUAUGGUUGAAGAUAAAAUCAUUUAUGGCGGGAAUGUCAUUCUGAAUUUUAUUGUCUCCCAUGGGAGCACAACCUUUCUACUCAGGUGUAAUAAUCUAAUACCUCAAUACCAUUUUCAUUUCACUUAUUAUAUUCUUAGACCCUGUUUACAUGGAGUGGGGGACCCCGGUCUAGUGGAGUAGGUUUCUUUUGUUUUCACGCUCUGGCGGACACAAAACAAAAGAAACCUACCCCACUAGACCGGGGUCCCCAACUCCAUGUAAACAGGCCCUUAGAAAUCCUUACCACUUGUGCAAGAGUUGAGAGUUAAGCUAUCUAUUGGAGGUUCCCGACGGAAACAAAACACAAAUUAAUAGAAACAUCUCGUGGAUAACGAUAUCCUUUUGAAUGAGAACUAAAUCUGUGAUGUUAUUCAUUCGUUUGCGUACAAAAUAACAAUAAAAUAAUCUGAAUUUACUAUUUCUAUUCUAACUGUAUAAUCCUAAACAAAGGCUUUCAUUAAAAUAAAUACACUGCCUUCUUGUAUUUCCACCCCUAUGGUACAUUUCAAAAGUGUGCUUUCAACACCAAAAGCCAAAGAUGCCUCUUUGGCGCCACAAAUAAUUAAGCAAAGCAGUUGAAUAACUUAACCAUUUCAGCUUAGCCGUUCUACGAGCUGCAUCUCAGAGACGUUCUGACUGAUCAUCAAAGGUAAGCUGCUCCUUCCUUUGUGAUUGCUGUUAAACUAGAAAAAAAGAUUUAUUUAGUUAAGGAAAGUAGACUAUGGCAGCAUAUGAGUUGAACGCCAAAAUCCACAGUUAGUGCUGAGAUUUACGCCCUUAAGUAAAUGAAUCCCUUAGCUUACUAAGCACAAACAUGCAGAUGCAGUGACAUGCAGCGGUUUCCACUGCUUGAAGUGUUUCAAAUGGAGUCCUUCUGGUAGUUACAGUUAGCUCAAAGAUCAAAGUGAUCAGUUCAAGCCAAAUAUUCAUGAUCUGUUUCAAAGUCGGACGGCAAAAAUUUCAACGGAAUCAUAGUUCCUUCCCCUUUUUCGACGUUGGCCUAUUUUCGGGCAAGAAAGGCUGCUUUUUCUAUACGAAAGUGUUUAUUUUACAGGCUGAAUCGAUUAAUAACAGCUGUCAUUUUCCGUAGGUCCGAGUUUCUUCUACGAGAUUUUACUUUUCCUUUAUUGUCGCUUUUCACAUCUUCUUUCCUGUUAUAAUUAGUUUCCCACUGAUAACAAAGAUAAUAAAAAUAAUUUAGAAACGGUUAAAAAUGGCGCAGAAUAAUUGCUUUGCCGCCAACGUAUCGACGCGGACAAGAUCUUAAGAGCGUUCAUUCUGACAAUUUGAAUAGCCAAAGUUAGCCCAGAGCUCUUGUAAAAAUAACAGAAAUGGAUUUACUCAAAUAUCCUAUUCUCUUUUAGACCGUUGUACAAAUUGUAAAUUUUAGACCGUUGUACAAAUUGCUCCAUUAUUGUAUCCUAAUUUAUUUCCAAACCCUAGGGAACCAACCGGGCGAAAGGCUGUUGCUUAAUUACUAAGUUGAAAAUUUCUGAGGUUCCGACUUUGUUUAAGGAUCAAUGUUACUUUUGGGAAAAAUAAGCAUUUUCUAAAAAAGAGUGAGAUCGUUUAAGAGGCGGCGAUAGCCAGGAUUAAACUGGUUUCACAGGGUUUCAAUCGGGUUCUUCAAUCCCGUUAUCCCAACCCACGUUUAAUUUCGCACAGUCCCGUAAUUCCCAUGCUUAUGUUCGGCAUCGAAAUAAGGCAAAUCCCACAUCCCGAAAAACCUAAAUAUUGGGGCCCCUCUUUUCAGAGAGUACUUAACUUCAUUUAUGGCGGGAAAUGACUGCAUAGUUUAACAUUCUAUAAUUAAGUCUGCAGUUAGAAUAACAACCUUGUACUAAAAUGAAUAAUUUGGAGUCUUUGUUUUAGUCGUCCCAAGGGGCUACUAAACAAAGUUUUAUACCUCUUUUGAACACCUUCUACUGACUAAAUGGUAGAGACUUUAACACACCCAGUUUAGAACUUUACAUCCCUUUUACCCUGGGCAAAAGGAAAGGCGGACCCAGGGCGGCGGGGGCCCGGGGGUCCCCCUUUUUUUUAAACCAAACUGAGGGCCCAAGGGGCGGAAAAAAUGUUUUUGGGGGCCCCCCCCCCCCCCCCCCCCCCCCCUUAUCUGAAGGUCUGGAUCCACCACUGUGUUGGAACAGUAAUUGAUAUAAUUGUUGUUUGUAAAACCUAGACCAGAAACCUGUAUACAGUUGAUGAAAAAAAUCGGGGAUAGGAAAGAAAUCACACAAGAUCUUUGAAAAUUCUUUUACAUUUCCUUUGGGAACGCCGAUGUCAGUUUUAUUUUAAAAGUCGAUCCAUUAAACAGAUCAGAUUUCCGAUCAGUUUUUGAAACGUUUCUGUCAGGAGUCAAGUAUCGUUCCUAUAAUAUUGAAAAAAAGCCAAAUCCUCUUCUGGUUAUCAAUAUAUAUUACUCUUGUACUGAAAUCUGGCGUGUCAUAGCGUGUCUCGUUGCACGCUAAAUAUACUGUAUUUCGCACACUUAGGGUGAACUCAAAAACAGAAGUUUUAGACUGCUUAGCUCCCCUAGAAAAGAAACCGAUAGUUAUGCAGUGUACGAAAGGUUUGGCGUGCUAACUUUCUAGCUCCCACAGAAAAAAAUGGAGAAGAAUACAACCUCGUUCCCCGGAAAGGAGAGAGCCCUGGGAACUAGGUUGCGCAGGUUCGGUUCCUUCCUUGUUUCGCCGCAGAUGGGAUACACGUUAAACCAUUCAACUCAUGGAUUCGCAAUCCAACUUCUGCUAUUACUUUGGUACUACACCUGUUAACCAGCGCUUUUUAUGCGAUUGUCACACAUACAUAUAAUUAUAACUAUUCGUUAAGGAAUUUUAGGAACUAAAAGGGAGAGACUUUAACCACCCCAGUUUAACACUUUUCACCCCCUUCACCCCCCGCAAAAGCAAAGGGGGAGCCAGGCCGGGAGGGGCCCGGGGGGCCCCCUUAUUUUUAAACCAAACCGAGGCCCGAAAGGCCGAAAAAAAAGUUUUUGGGGACCCCCCCCCCCCCCCCCCCCCCCCCUCCCCCACCACCCCAUCCCCUUAUCUCACGGUCUGGAUCCGCCACUGAAAUGUACUAAGCAAAAACGUUUUCUCAACUAUUUCACUUUUUACAAACCAAAAUGAAAGAUUUCCCUAUCAUUUCAUAUACUUCAAGGAAUGAAAUUCCUACUCUUUCAUAUACCUGAAGCCUAAAACAGAUACCCCUUUCGGGCGGAGCCUCCCCGCAUAGGUCAUUAAAGGGAGUAGCCCCGGGGUGAUCGUUGUUAUUGCUGUUGUUCCACGUUGCACUCUUCGUUUUCCCUAAAAAUCUUACCCUGGCCUGGCACAUUUUUUAAGCAUUAGUGAGUUUUUGCCUCACAAACCAUGUCAUUAUGUUAGCUUUAUAAUAACUUUUAAUUUUGUAUUUUCGUGUCUUGAAAAUUUUAUUUCUAUUUUUAAACGUCGCUUUUAAGGUGAUGUUACGCGGGACGAUUCGCAACGACGAUUUUUGGCACAACACAGCACUGCAAUGUUAGAGCAAUGUUGUAACCAUUGGAAACAAUGACGCAACAAUGUUGCAACGCUGUGUUGAGCUAAAAGUCGUCGUUGCUUAGUACUCAUCUAGUAGCUUUUAUCACCCGAAUUCUUCACUGUUAUAUUGACUUAAUUGCUUAUUCAAAUAUGGUCUCUUUCUUUGUUUGUUUUUGUUUUCAAUAGUUGUCGUUUGAUUUUGUUUCGUUUUGUUUGAACUUUUUUCUACUUACAUUGUUCCAGCUUUUUGUUAAGAUGAUAUUUUAUUCUUCAUAAUUUUCAUUUCACAGACUGCCAUUCUUCGUCAAGAAUGUAUUUCAAAACAGCUUGCUUCCUGAUCUUGGUUUUUACUUCUAUUCUUAAAGCUGAAAAACCUUCACAACCUCAAGGUAUCUUUUAACAGUUCCGGGUAAUUUUAGUUGCUGGAUAACAUUAGACCUUCCCCGUAUUUAUUGCUUAAAAGCUAUUAACGUGAACACGUUUGCGACAUCAGGCUCUCAGAGGUUAUCCACAUUUGGUAUCCAGGUUUAAGUGCCAAGCUAGGUACCGGCACAAAAUAAGCGUUGUGUUCUCCUGGGCCCAGUUGUUCGAAGGCCGAUUAGCGCUUAACCUAGGGUUAAAUUUAACCCGGGUUUCUUUUUCUUUUAUUCAAAAGCAUUUUCUCGGAUAAUUUUCUCCGCUAUUUUUAAGAGCAUCCAAUCAUCAACUUGCUGAGAGAAAGAAUUAAACUGAAUUUACUUUUAAGCUUUCAAAUCUGAAUUUAAACUUCGCACUAGCCCCGGGUAACAACCCGGCCCUGGUAUGUAACUGAAUGUGUACAUUGUUACUCCAUUUCGCCCUGUCAGACGCCAUUUUGAAACAUAAACUUAACAUCGUGCAUAAAGCAGUGGAUCCGGACCCCCUCAGAACUAGAAAAAAUGUCGUGCACACAGGAACGUACCCGGUGCUCACUUUUGUGUCCGAGUAGUCUCGGGCCCCCGGCACUGUACUUGACCUUGUAACCGGUCACCGUCACUGUGCCCGAAUUCUAGAGUGGGUACUUGAAUAUAGGUUGUGUUCACACUAGUGCCCAGCGGGUACCUGGGUGUGUUCGCAUUAGUGCCCAGCGGGCACCGUGCUCGGGCACAAAGUUUGAACGCUGCCUUUAGUCAACGUCCUAGCGAAUCCAGGAAGGCUGAAAUCACAAACUUAAUUGAAUUCGAAAAUAUCUGGGUUCACUCGUCUACAAGAAGUUUCGCAAGUCCGUCAGAUCCAAAAAAAAAAACUCUGGAGAGCGGUUUCAAACAAUGCGGUGUCCGUGAUCAAAUUCACUGGUUGCGUGUGGCCCUGGAUGGAAGGCCAAUUGGUGUAAGUAAAAAAUACAUCAUAAAAACGAGAGUUUUGAAGUUUGAAAGAUUCGUGACGGAUUUCGUGUAGACGGGGUCAAGUUUUGAAAAUUUUUACUCCAAGACAGAAGCGACAAUUUUCGCAAAAAGGCGUAUAAUUUAAUUUUGUGGUUUGAACUCUAUGAUGCACUAAGAGGCCAUUAGUUGGAGCUCCGUGUUCAAAUGAUAAAAACCUCUAUCAAACAAAAGCUAAACGUUCCAUAAAAACUAUAGUUUUUACCAGAAGGUAUUUGAUGCUUGAAAAAAAUAAACCAUUUUACAGAAACCAGGAAAUGAACAAAUCGUUUAUUUUCCAGAUUUUUCUAAAAAAGCAGUUGGCAUCUGUCAAGUUGUAUCUCAUAUACUCUUACUAUCAUUUUGAGUAGUCAACUAGUCUUCGCUUGUUCCGAAAAAAAAGGCUUCAGCCUUUUUUUUUUUUCUCAAUAGCCCACAUUCGAUUUAUCAAAAUUCUAACAUGACUCCGAAGUUUUAGGGAGAAAAUUGCAAAUUUUUCACCACUCGAUUGCCUCGCAAUUCCCAGAAGAGACUUGAGCACAAAGAAAACCAAACAAAACAAGAAAAUGACCCGAAAGCCUCGGAGUCAUGCUAAAAUUUCAGUAUAUCGAACAUGGGCUAUUCUUUAUAGCCAAAAAGGAUGAGGGCCGCUUUCUUUGCAUGUGGUCAGUCGUCCAAUAACUUUUUCUUUAUUUUAUGAUCGACUUCAGUCGUAGAAUUUAAUGAUUGAAAAUUAUACCAAUUCUUCCUAAUGUGGACAGCAUAGCUGCUUAUGAAUAACUAGCCGGUAGAUUUCGGCCAGGCACUAACUUAAAAAAUAACUUACAAACUAAUUUGCUGGUCUUUUCCUUUUUUCUUAGUCGAAUGUCCUACGUGUUUCGAAUGGUCCAAGAAAGCUUGUCUGGAGAAUAUCAAGGUGAAGAAGUGUAAACCCGAUGAAUUUUGUGUGGGAUAUAAAGGAAUAUCGUAUAUUAUUGCAUGUACAAAUAGAGAAAACUACAUCAAGGAUAAAGAGGAAUGCAAACUCCCUUAUUGUACUAAGCUGGCGUCCUGCUAUGGUCCCCUCUGUGUGCCGGAUAUAUUCAACGAGUGAUGCAAACUUUUCGAGAGUUACUUCUCAUCAUUUCUUAAAAUUCCUUAACCUUUUCCACAACAUGUGUAAUAUUUUAUCGUAUUUACUAUAAACAAACUUUCAGUCGUGUGAUUUUCAAAUAAAAUUGACAUAAUCAGGAACAAUUUUAAAUUAUUCACUACCUUUUUUUUUAAGGGAGAAUUUGACUGUUUUGGUUUUGAAUUUUUUGAAGGGAGUGAAGUUACUCCUGGGCUAAUUGAGGAUGAAAGAAAUAAGGGGAGAAAAUAGUCUAGUUAAACCCCACUUUAUAGACGCCUACUUAGUAUGGACACCUUAUUAUUACGAACCUUUUCUUUGUCACUGGAAAAGAAAGCCCGGCUUACAUUUUCUCUAACAUCAACCUGCUUAAUACGGACACCUCAGUAUUACGGACAGCUUGCUGUAUCCCUGGGGAAAUAAAGCCCGUACAUUUACUCUAAAUUCAACCCGCUUAAUACAGACACCCCGUUGAUACGGUCACCUCAUUCACGGACAGUUUGCUUUGUCCCUGGGGAAAGGAAGCCCUUACAUUUUCUCUAAAUUCAACCCGCUUAAUACGGACACUUGUAGACACAAAUGGGUUUCUGGGCACCUCAUUGUGGUAGCAGCCAAGCGGGGAAGGGGAGGGAGGGCGGGUAGCAGAAUGUAUCUGUGUAUCUGGUCUUUGUUAGCUAAUUAUUAUUCACUUCAAGUUCUGAUUUCUCUUCAGAUCUAAAAUAGUUUCCCCUGGAUGCUCCGUUCCUUCAUUCUUCUUCAUUAGAACCACUUGUAAAAAUUAUGUAUCAAUUUCCACCCAUUAAUUGUGCUAAGGGCUUCCAAAUAAUUCAGGUAUUUUUUGUCGUUUGCCGAAAUCUCGGAGAGGGUUAAAAGAAAAGUGCUGAAAUAUUCUAAUCACCAUUUUACACCGGCACUGCCCUCACCGUAACCCCACCCCCCCCCCCCCCCCCCCACCACCCCCCACCAACCCCCCCCCCCACCCCCCACCCCAAACACACACACCCACAACCUCUCACCACUCAACACACAAUAAAAACUCAACAUAACAACACAAAUACAAAAAACAAUUUAAAAAAUUUUGUUCACUUUUCCCCCCCAUAUUUGUGCAAAUGGCUUCAAAAUAUUUAGGGUAUUUUUUUUCUUUUGCCAAAACUCGGGGGGGGGUAAAAAAAAAAGGGCUAAAAUAUUCUACCCCCCUUUUUCCCCCGCCACUCCCCUCCCCCUACCCCCCCCCCCCCCCCGCCCCCUUUCCCCCAAUAAAAACAUUGAAGAUCCUUUUUUUCCAAUACAAUACUACAAUUUUUUUCAAAGCAUUCAAAACAAAAAAUAAUUGUUCAAACGAUGCUUUGGAAAAAGAGUUUAUUAAUGAGAGCUCGGACCAGUUGUUAAAAUUCUUCCCCAAAAAACCUUAAAAUAUUCAAUAAAUACUAAAAAUCAAAUGUUUAGAGUUACACAAAAAAUAGGUGAUUUUAGAUUUAAGAAACAAUUGCAAACAGAAAAUAAGUAUAACAAAAAAAUAUUGGCCAGUUUCAAAUUUUUGAAAUUCAUGAUUAUCUCCGAGGCUGAGGGGAAAAAAACAAAAGACAUUUUAAAAUCAUUAACCCCUGAAUCUCAAAGGGAUUUUUUUGUCUUAUUCCGAUCAGCUUUGGAACCAAGUAUGAAUUUUUAUAAUUCGAAACUGGCCUAUUUCUUCUUAGUUUAGCAGUCGCCCCAUGAAAAAUUGAAAACAAAGCUUAUGCGAAAUUUUGAAGGGCAAUUUUUUUAAACAUGGUGUAUUAUGUGCAUGGUGGACAAUAAACAAGCAAAGCUUUUGAUCAAAUUGGGCAAAAUAUCAGUAUUGGGUUAAGAGAAGGGUGGUUGGGCAGUUUCCAGUCUGCCUGUUGCUAUAAAGGAAAUAAAGCGCAGGCCGGUAAACUUUAUAUCGCUCCUUUUUUCCGUGUUACCAGAGUUUUUCUGUAUAGGCGUCACUUGCUUACAGGCUGAGGUUUUUCUUAAAAUUUUGUUCGAAACAAAACUUGAACGAAGUUUUUAUUAAAAACAAGCAGUAGGCAACUAAUCUCAAGCAAGUCUGGCUACUGAAUAACACACAAUUGUAGUCAGGCGGGGUUAAGGAAGCUAAAUUGACUUUUUUGGAAAUGACAUGUACUCCGUCGUGUUGUCAUUGACCGACCGGCCGAAAAUCAGUGGUCUAAUCAAAGGGAAAAAACAUGGACACUCAAGCAAAGGCUUUUGAAAAAAUCUGGAGGAAUGGAUUUAUCUAAUCUCUUUUUUAUCCAUGAUCAGCUACUCUACAGCUGUACAGCUGUAAAUUUUAAUAAUAGUACAAUGUAGCUACAGAGGGCGACUGGGGAACCUGCUAUGAACCCCACCCACAACACCCACCCCCCACUCCCUUCCCACUUUGACACCUAAAAACCUAAUCAGUCCACGUACAACUAGCACAUUGUCAGCUUAAGUUAAGUUAAUUUCACGCAGUUAGUAACCAAUUGCAAGGACUGUGAAAGGGCCACCGAAAAAAAAAACUUCAGGGUCGAGUUCUUCAAAACUGGGUUAAGAUAACCCAGGGUUAGUGCGAGAUUUGGAUUCAGAUUUGAAAGAUUAAAAAGCAUUUCAGUUUUAAUUAUUUUUCUCUACAAGUUGAUGAUUGGAAGCUCUAAAAAUAACAGAGAGAAUUAUCCGAGAAAAUGCUUUUGAACAUAAGGAAAAGAAACCUGGGUUAAAUUUAACCCCGGGUUAAGCGUUAAUCGGCCUUCGAACAACUGGGCCCUCAGGAUGGUACCGCCGUAAAUAAAUGGCUAAAAGAAAUGGAGGUUUGUCGCCAUGGGUGGUUGACUUAGUAAUUUAAAGCUGUUUUGGUCCUGGCGAUUUUGGACCAACAGAGUCAUGUUGAAUUAGCGGGGGCCUAAGACACGCUUUAAAAAGUGAAUUCGCGGUUUUUUUCAAUCAUCAUCGCGAUUAUUCCAAAUCGCUCAUUUUGUCAAAUGUAUGCGAACUUUUCUGGAGUUGAACUGAUUCUAAGAGCUUUAUACAACUUCAGAAAGAGAAAGAAAAAUUCGUCGUUGCUUAUUCAGUUACGUCCUACAAAAAAACAUAGGCACUUUCACGUCGUAGUCGUGCCGUGUCGGUAAAGAAAUGUACAAAAAAAAGUGUGAUGCACGAACAACGUUGUUGUUUUAUUUAUUAAACCUAAUGCUUUUUUGACGUUCUCGUUUCCGUCCUUGUCUUCGGAUCAUAAGGUCCCUCCUACCUGACUGGGAAUUCAAGGUUCUAAAAAUUAGGACCCAUUUGAUGACAUAGAUUCAUUUGGUCUCAUUUCUUUUUGAAAGGAUUGCACAAAUUUUAGUACAAUGCAAUAAAGUAAAAAAUCUUCAUUCGCAUUUUUUCCAAAACACGCCCAACUUAAAACAUUAGUAAAGCUGCUAACAGCUGUUUAGAUAUCGUAUGAUAAUUGCUGGUUGUUGUACAACAUUCAACAGAAUGAGCCAAUGAAUCCAAUAAGAGGUUUUGAUUGUUCAAUUAGCAGUCUGUUGACCUUUCCUUCAAGGUUAUUCCGCAUUGUGCAGUAAAGUGAAUGGCAGCUCAGUUGGCUUUAAAAUAUUUUGCGCACUGGCUUUAAUAUAUUUUUAAAACAUCUGGUCUGCAUAAUUGGAUUUAUUGAACUCAAAGUGGACGAGAAGACUAGAAUGUUUGCUGCUACAAGUUAAAGCAUGUUUCCUUUAAGAUUGAUCCUGGAUUUGAUUUAAAAACCCCCAUGUUACGGCGGUGUUUGCCCAGAGGUACCAAGGACAACAAACACGCCCUCUCUCCAUCACGAGUGACGAUGCUUUACUUACUCUUUGUUAUAGCAAUGAGUAACACAAACUGCGCCAAUGCCUCGCUAGGUAAGACUGGCAAAGAUAACAAAGUGACUAACAAACAUUCUCAUAAAACCGAGGUCAAUUUGAGCAGUGACGUACCUCAUCGGGAAGUUAAAGUCACCUUAAUGUUUGCAAUUUCAAUGGAGGUGUAUAGCAUAACAACGCCUCAAACGUCAGUUUUUGCAGAAUUAUAAUGUAACAACAUCAGAAGUUAGGAACUCCCAAUAAUUUCUUUCAUACUUAAAUAAUUUUCUAGUUCAUUCAGUCCCUCACUUUAAUUAAGUCGCAAAGUCUAUUUACCGUUUAUAUUUAGUCGAUUAUUUGACAUAUGAUGCUUCUACCCGGAAAACUAUAUGCCAAUAUGUACCGUUCUCCAUACAAUCGUCAAAAUGGACUCGAUAGCCUUCCUGACGGGGACCACCUGGACGAUCACAUGAAAACCACAGGGGCACCCAACGACAAUUUUCGGAAAAGUAUCUGUUCGGAAGACAAUUUGAGAUCUAGAAUUUUCGGAACAUUUGUUGUCAAAUUUUUUGCUUGCCUGCCUCUCCUAGGAUUUUCGAACAUCUAAAAACUACUAUAGUUGCCCAUUUUUAACGGAUUUUUACCCUUAAAAGGUCACCUAGAAUUUUCGGGAGCCUUUUUUCUAGCUGAAAUUUUCGAAAAGGUAAGUUUUGAUCCCUAUAAUUAUCGGAUCACUAGACUUUCAGCUAGGAAAUCCGAACAGAUGAAAAAAUUUAGGGGAUAAAAAUAUGCCUAUAUCUACCGUUUAAAUACUAAAAUACGUUUAACAAUGCUAUGUUUAAGUGGUUUUGAACUAUAUUCUCGUUGGGUGCCGCUGAAAACCAAGCCAAUGUAUGAAGAGUUUAUUCUAUCCCAUUGCCCCAAGGCAACUCAUUGGGUCUCCCAGCCAUUAGAUCUGAGUAUGAGUAUCGGAUAAUCUCUUUCGCCUGAAAUCAUUUUGAUACGACUCGGGAGAUGGAGACGAUCGGGACGAUUAUGCUAUGACUUGUAGUUAUUAUUUACUUAUACAAUGUAAAAGUUGUAGCAUAUCUGGCUUUAUCUCUUGUUUAACAGAAUGCGGCUCGGUGGUAAACAAUUCACUAAAAAGUCCAGGGUAUCCAGACGAAUACCCCAGUCAUAUGGACUGCAUCUAUUCCGUUCCAAUUCCAGCAGGGAUGACCAUGAAUGUUUAUUUUGCUGACUUUGAUGUGGAAUAUGAUCGCUUCUGCAGGUAAGAGAGAAUGGAUCGUAAAUCAAAACAUUAGAAAAUCUAAUAUUUUUGGUCACAAUAUAUGUAUAUGCCUGAGGAAGGCUUUUUUGAAUAUCGGCUCCACUGAGCACUCCUGUAUAUGGAAUGAUUAACUGGAAGAGAAUGUUGGAAAGUGUAAAAGAGAUUGUUGGAUGGCAAAGCUCAUAACAGCCACUCGUGAUUGCAAUACAUUUUCAGUUUAAGCGCCGAUUAAGUGGCUGAAUUUGCAUUUUAAAGAAAACGCUCUAAAUGAUUUAUACAUUAUUUCAAGCUGUAGAUGUUUUUAUUUUCGGUUAACCGUUCAUGUUGUGUAGGGCCUGGUUGGUCAAAGCUAGGGCCUACGCCAAACUCAUUAGCGAGUUAAGUUCGUGAAAAGUUCGACAUCUGGCUCAGCUAAGUUCAUUUAAAUGAGAUUGGAUCGUCCAACACGUUCCAUCCGUCUGCUUUAGACGGAUAGAACGUCUGAAGAUCGUCCAAGGGACAAACGUCGAUCUUCACAUGCGACGAACUAAACUAAUAAAUAAAAAAUUUGUAUGAUAAUGUAUAUUCAGCCUCGUUGGGGAGAAAAUUUAUUAAAAUUGCUUUUUGGGCUGAUUCAGUUGAUUGGUUCGACGCGUCCUAAGUUCGACGUCUGACCCAACAGACGAUCUUAACUUAAUUUAGGUCGACCCAAAUUAGAGUUUGGUUCGUCUCAUGAAAAGUUCGACGUUUGGCCUAGCCUAAGUCCUAGGUUAAGAUUACCCAGGGUUAGUACGAACUUUGAAUUCGGAUAUGAAACUGAUCUAGACAAGCAAAGUUUGUUUAAUUGUCUACAAUUUUGUCAUUGGAUUCUCUAAAAAGAUAGAAAAAUUAUUCCAGGCAAUGCCUUUGAACAAAAAAGAAAGAAACCGGGAUUAAAAUAACCCUGGGUUAGCGCAAAUCGGCCUUCGAACAACUGGGCCCAGACGUUUAUACUGAGCACUUGCUGCACAACCACGUUACAAGGCCGCCAUAUUGGUUGAACAAACAAUUUUUUUUUCGUACAAUUUACAUGAAAAAAGAGUUUGGUUCAAACGAAGGGAAUCGCCUUAAGUUUCUUUUUCAACAAAUAUGGUCACCGUGACGUCAGCUGCAAACCAGCGACAUGUCCGCCAAUCAAGUGACUUCUCGGCCUCGGGCAUUAUCCUCCGAUAACAGCCCAGCCAAUUUUGUUAACUUGUGUCGUGGCCCGUGUUGCGGGAUCGCCAUCUUCUUUACAGGGCCAGCAGGGGCAUAAAAAAUUAGUUCAUUUUAUUCUCUAGAAUAGGCAACGUCUAUUCUCCAGUGGUAUAGGAAUAUUUGCCUAGCUUUUAAUCUUUUCCCCGACCUCUCUUGUUCGAAUAACUAUGGGGUCCCUUGCAAAUUCGCAUAAGCGACCCGAAGCCCUCACCAGUUGGUAAGUGACGUCUCACUGGCCGUUGAUGAAUCGAUCACAGACAAACACAUGAGAUGGCCCCUCCCUCCUGUAAAGAUCGCUUUGUCUAACCCAGUGUGUAACAUUUCUGACUUAUCCUUUCCUUUAGCUAUGAUUAUGUGAUAAUUACAAAUGAGAAAGACUUCACGUUCGGCGAGUAUGUAUACUGUGGUCAGCGAACGGGGCAAACUGUUCUUAUCACUGGACGCUUAGCAGUGAUAUAUUUCUACUCAGACAACGCUGUUGAAGAGAGGGGAUUCCUCCUUCUAUUUAGCAUUACUCCACACGGUAUGUAUAAUAUAACAGAGUAACAGGAUCAAAUACUAUUUAAACUUGCAGGGAUGCUAGUAUUAGAAUCAGUCUACGGUCCAGUCCCCUAGCCUGUUCCGGGCUCCGAUCGCGAGAUGGUCAGGUCCGCGAAAUUGAGAAAGAGCAAACACGAAAAUAAAAUGGGAGGAAACUGGGGAGAGGAAGGGCGGCCCGCCACUGGCCCCUCUGUUCCCAGAUCACGGGCUCCUUUUUCGCCUGCCUUUCAAUUGUGCGUCAUCCCUACAAUCUGAGAGCUUGUUCCAGGCUCUGCCUCUCCAAACUGUGAAGACAUUUCUGGACGCUAAGGAUAUCUUGUUGCUUCUACUGUUUAUAAUUCAGUCAUGAUAUAGCAUAGGUCAUGUUUAUAUGUCAGUAUAUUUGCCUUGCAUUUUUGAGUGAAAUCACAUUUUCUAUAAUAAAAACAAAUGGAAACCGUUAAUACGGACACCGAUGGGACAUGCCGCAGUGUCCGCAUUAAGCGGAUUAAUUUUAGAGAAAGUAUAUGAGUUUUUUUUUUUCCGCAGUGAAAAACGAAACUGUCCGUUAUAUACAGGGGUCUGUAUUAAGCGAGUGUCCGUAAAGAGGGGUACUACUAUACCUCAAUUACUAAUCUUUGCUUAGUCAAGUUGAAAAGUCUCUCCUUUGUAAGCAAAAGUUUUAGUCGAUAACUUUUUAGAGGGUGUUUGCAGUACAGCCUUAACGUUGAAAAAGAUCGAUAAUAGAGAUGAAAUAACUAUCUUUUGUCAAUAUGUAUAAUCAGAGAUUUCAGCGAAGAGUAAGAUCUGAUGAAUACAUGCUUCAACUUCAACUUUUUUGCUUUAUAAAAUUUACUUCAAAUUAAUUCAAGUCUAGCCGAAUUUUUGAAAACGUUACCGCCAGAAGACUAGGUAGAAUGGUUACUGAGAAGUAUGUGUAAUCAAAUGGUGACAAGUGAAAUCAGAGAAUAAUUUCACGCUGGUUUUGUCCGGCACUGAAAGUUUUAAAGCUUAAAUCUUGGCUUAAUUUAUAAGUUCAUCCUUUUUCACUCCUUUCAGAUGUGCUCUUUUAAAUUUGUGUGAGUUGAGUCACUCAUACAAACUUGCACUCUUAUUCUUAAUUUAUUUUGUUUUUUGUGUUUAUCAUCAGCACCGCCGAAAAUAAUUCUACCGGCAUCAGCUCCUGUUAUUCGAGUAUUACCAGGCUUCCGAAUGACGUGGUCUGCUACAGGAAGUCCCCCUAUAUACACUGCACUGAUAAGGAAUACUACAUUACUGGCAAAUACAUCAGGCAGCAUGACAGUGCAGCUACAUGAGGAAGGGAACUUCACCUGCGUAGCCACAAGCGAGUAUGGGACAGACGUGAAGCAGUUCUCGGUCGUCUUAUCCGGUUAA